Messenger RNA from Dama dama (fallow deer), 1548 nucleotides. Its product is annotated as transmembrane emp24 domain-containing protein 7. Gene Ontology annotation, cellular component: endoplasmic reticulum-Golgi intermediate compartment; endoplasmic reticulum; Golgi apparatus. The coding region runs from base 1 to 675 and encodes 224 amino acids. Lineage: Eukaryota; Metazoa; Chordata; Mammalia; Artiodactyla; Cervidae. The transcript has a single exon. Gene Ontology annotation, biological process: Golgi organization; endoplasmic reticulum to Golgi vesicle-mediated transport; intracellular protein transport. The record is from RefSeq and is a predicted model, not a curated record.
AUGCCCUGGCUGGGGUCCGCGCCGCGCUGGGCGGCCGCCGCGGGCCGUUGGGGCUGCAGGCUGCUCGUGCGUGCUGCUGUUUCUGGUGCCGGCGCCGGCGGCGCCUCCGAGAUCACCUUGGAGCUGCCGGACAAUGCCAAGCAGUGUUUCUACGAGGACAUCACGCAGGGCGCCAAGUGCACUCUCGAGUUCCAGGUUAUUACUGGUGGUCACUACGAUGUAGACUGUCGACUAGAAGAUCCUGACGGUAACGUGUUGUACAAGGAGAUGAAGAAGCAGUAUGACAGUUACACCUUCACAGCCUCCCAAAAUGGGACAUACACAUUUUGCUUUAGCAAUGAAUCUUCUACUUUCACACAUAAAACUGUAUAUUUUGAUUUCCAAGUUGGAGAAGACCCACCUUUGUUUCCUAGUGAGAACCGAGUCAGUGCUCUUACCCAGAUGGAAUCUGCCUGUGUUUCAAUCCAUGAAGCUCUGAAAUCUGUCAUUGACCAUCAGACUCACUUCCGCUUGAGAGAAGCUCAAGGCCGAAGCAGAGCCGAGGAUCUAAACACGAGAGUGGCCUACUGGUCAGUAGGAGAAGCCCUCAUUCUCCUCGUGGUUAGCAUAGGGCAGGUGUUCCUUCUGAAAAGCUUUUUCUCCGAUAAAAGAACCACAACUCGUGUUGGAUCGUAAUUUGAGAAUUGAUGCACCAUUGCCGCUGUAAUAUUGCUGUCCUCUAAUUAAUUUUAGGUACCGAAGAACUUAAUAUGGCAACAUUUUUAGAACCUUACUCAUACACUUGUUGUGGGGGGGGAUGUACAAUGCAUAUCCCCAAGCUGUGGAAAGGACACCUUUUUUUAUUUGUAAAGGUAGAAAAACUUUGGGACUUAUUUUGGGCUAUUCAUAAAUAUUCAGCACAAUGAUCUAUACUUUUCUGGGUUGUUUCUAUCUACUCUUGGCACACUAAACUUUGGUAAUUUUGAUUCCUCUUAUCCUUUUAAAAGUACUUUUCUUGUAAGCAGUGGAUAUUUUAAACAAAGCCUUCAAUUUAAUGCCGACGUGUUGUGGAGGAAGAAAAUUACCUUUUAGUUGUUUAUAGUAAAUAAAGUUUUGUUUUUAAGAAAACCAUAUGUGAUUAACUGUAGCCCAAACCCUAUUCUGCAUUGUUUAAUUUUAUGAGGAAAAAAAUCUACCAUAGAAAUGUUAGUUAAUGUUGAUAUAAUUUUAAAUUGACACAUCAUGGUUUAAUUUAUUUCUCAGUAGCUUGGAAAAUGUCAUUUUGUUGUUUGGGUUUAUUCUAUGAUCUAUGACCAGAUAUGUUAUUUUUUUUUUCAUAAAGACAUUUUUACCACACAGGAACUAGUAUGUUUCAGUAACAGAGUUUACAGAGACCUUAAAAAUCAGACUGUUGUUAACAGGUAGAAUAAUUACAGAAUAAUUUAAGACACUACAAUGGGGAGCAAAUGACAUGAGAAAACUUUUAGUGAGUUAUCAGCACACAUUACAUUUUCAGUGCUUUUACAAAGAAAAAAGGUGAUCUGUUUCAUUAAACAUUGAAUUGGCUAA